AUGAGGAACAGGCCCCCUCCCUCCCUCUCUCUCCCUCUCUCCAUCCCACCAAAGCUCUUUAGGCUACUUUGCGCAUGUACGGCCAGCCACACCGAGCAUUGCAUCGACUCCAAGAUGGCGAAAACACGUCUGGCUUGCCUCCUGACUCUCCUCUCAACUCACUGCUACUUCAGCGUGUUAGCCGUGGUGCUGAGGACAAGCAAUGACUCACCGUGGACGGACGAGUUUGAUAGGAUCGAGUUAUCGUGUUUGAUCGAGUCCAUUUCUACAAGCAAUCCCAGGAUCGAAUGGAAGAAGAUCACCAGCGAGGGGCCGAGUUACGUGUACUUCGACAAGAAGAUCUCAGGCGACCUGGAGAACCGGGCGACGAUCAGGGAGCCCGCCACCUUACUGAUAACCAACGCCACCAGGUCGGACACGGCUAAAUACCGCUGCGAGGUCACCGCUGCAGAUGACCAGAAGUCCUUCGACGAGAUCGUGAUCGACCUCGUCGUGAGAGUGAAACCGGUGGUGCCGAAAUGCAGCGUCCCGAAGUCGGUGCCGUUCGGGAAGUCGGCGGAGCUGAGCUGCGUGGAGGAGGAGGGCUUCCCCAAGUCUCAGUACCAGUGGUUCAAGAACCGGGAGGAGAUCCCCGACGACCCCAAGACCAGCCUCAAGUUCUUCAACUCCUCGUACACGCUCAGCGCCGAGACGGGGACGCUGAAGUUCAUCGCGGUGAGGAAAGAAGACGCCGGCGAGUAUUUCUGCCGGGCGAAGAACGACGCGGGAUACGCCGAGUGCGCGCCGCAGCAGAUGGAAGUCUACGACAUCGACGUGGUGGGCAUCGCGCUGGGCGUGCUGGUGGUGGUGGUGGUGCUGCUCUGCAUCACGGUGGGGAUCUGCUGCGCCUACAAGCAGGGCUACUUCUCCAGCCAGAAGCAGACGGGGAACAACUACAAGGUCCCGGCGAAAGGAGACGGCGUGGACUACGUGAGGACGGAGGACGAGGGGGAUUUCCGACACAAGUCUUCGUUUGUGAUCUGAGGAACGCCGAGGGGCCGCCGCGCCGCCUCCACGCCGCCGCAGCCCUGAGCUGGGAGUCUCAGCACGACUGACAUCCGACACUCACCGUUUGCCAAAGCUGCCGGACCUCGCAGGACGGACCCAGAACCACCGACGGGCGGCUCCAGUCCUUAUUUUAGCGUUGUUGCAUGGUUUUAAACACUCGCCGGUUUGGGGGGGAGGGGGUCGGGGGUCGGGGGUCGGCCUCCUCCCGUCAUCACACCUUUCUACUGUCCACAUCUCGCUUCAGACCUUCUCUCAUUUCUACAUUUCUUUUCUACUGUUGAAAUUUGUCAGACUAUUUUUGAUGGAAUAUAUUUUAAAAAUUGCCUAUAGAUAAAGGUUUACUUUUUUAAAUAUU
Messenger RNA from Salarias fasciatus (jewelled blenny), 1402 nucleotides. RefSeq names its product junctional adhesion molecule C-like. The record is from RefSeq and is a predicted model, not a curated record. Lineage: Eukaryota; Metazoa; Chordata; Actinopteri; Blenniiformes; Blenniidae. The coding region runs from base 1 to 1023 and encodes 340 amino acids. Gene Ontology annotation, biological process: cell migration; cell-cell adhesion. Gene Ontology annotation, cellular component: protein complex involved in cell adhesion; plasma membrane; cell-cell contact zone. Gene Ontology annotation, molecular function: protein heterodimerization activity; protein homodimerization activity; integrin binding. The transcript is spliced from 10 exons.